This is a messenger RNA of Coregonus clupeaformis (lake whitefish), 4046 nucleotides long. RefSeq names its product SAM pointed domain-containing Ets transcription factor-like. Lineage: Eukaryota; Metazoa; Chordata; Actinopteri; Salmoniformes; Salmonidae. Gene Ontology annotation, molecular function: sequence-specific DNA binding; DNA-binding transcription factor activity, RNA polymerase II-specific. The transcript is spliced from 4 exons. Gene Ontology annotation, cellular component: nucleus. Bases 30 to 989 code for a protein of 319 amino acids. Gene Ontology annotation, biological process: cell differentiation; regulation of transcription by RNA polymerase II. The record is from RefSeq and is a predicted model, not a curated record.
GCGUGGGGCGCACAGUGCACCUUCCCCUGAUGAGUUUCAAUGACUACCCCUACAGUGUGUCUGCCCUGAGGGCCUGGGAGGAGGAGGACACCAAGCCGCCCCGUGGACUGAUAAGUGUGCCUAAACACAUUGUUCCUGAACGUAGCCUGCAAGGAGUCUUCCUGCCCUGCUCCGACAUGCUCCUCACUGAAGACAGCUCGUGGUUGUUGAAGAAGAAAGAGACAGCGCCCCCUGAGCCCCCCUGUAAGCCCCUGGAGCAGUGCCCUGUCAUCGACAGCCAGGGCCUGGGGGUGGGCCUGGGAUUGGGGGUCCCCUCUGGGCUGGAGGGACAGGUGGAGGAACGCUGUCUAGAGCAGGUCCAGAGCAUGGUGUUGGGAGAGGUAAUGAAGGACAUAGAGACCGCCUGCAAGCUGCUCAACAUUACCCCAGAACCCAUGGAGUGGAACUGUGGGAACGUUCAGAAGUGGCUGCUGUGGACGGAGCACCUGUACAGACUACCCCAGGUGGGCAAGGUGUUCCAUGAGCUCAGUGGGAAGGACCUGUGCUCCAUGACAGAGGAGGACUUCAGGCAGCGCUCAAUGCAGUGUGGAGACCUGCUGUUUGCGCACCUGGACAUCUGGAGAUCAGCUGCGUGCAUGAAGGAGUGCUGCACACCAGGAGAUACCAGGUUACAUGAUGCUGAGGAGACGUAUCCAGAGGCUGAUUCCUCCUGCUCAAGCCAGCCCAUCCACCUGUGGCAGUUCCUUAGACAGCUGCUCCUCAAGCCACACAACUAUGGACGAUGCAUCCGCUGGCUCAACAAGGAGAAAGGUAUCUUCAAAAUCGAAAACUCGGCUCAUGUGGCCAGGUUAUGGGGCCUCAGGAAGAACCGUCCAGCUAUGAACUAUGACAAGCUGAGUCGCUCUAUCCGACAGUACUACAAGAAGGGUAUCAUCCGCAAACCUGAUGUGUCCCAGAGACUGGUCUAUCAGUUUGUCCACCCUGUAUGAAGCUGUGGAGCAGCCAGCCAGAAGAGGAGAAGACGAGUGGUGAUGAUGACUGUUGACAACUAAAUGAAAAGAAGCCUCUAACUGCUGUUUUAGCUCCAGCAAAAACAAUGCACUGUAUAGACUGCCUCCUGCAUUGUGCACUCCUGCCUAAUUUCAAUAUUCUUAUGUGUAACCUGAUUGCAUAUGGGGAUUUAUUGUCACGUUGCAUUAGAUAUGUAAUGUUUUACAUUUCCAAUAUUGUUUAAACAAUUUUUAUAUUUAAUUGUCCAAUAUUUCAUUUUCACAAAUAUCAAUUCCAUGUUUGUAUACUUUUUCUCUGAUUAUGAACUCACAUGAAUCACCAGUACAUCUGCUACUAUUUAUUUUUUCAUUUGUAAUGGUUGCUCUUUUUAGUGCCAUUUACAUUUCAACAUGUCCCUCCUUACAACCCAUAGCACUUACACAUGUUACAUUUGACAUAAUUAGUUAUCUGAAGCUUGCUUUGGAAACUACAGGGGACUAAGCUAUGGUGAAUAUGUAAUGUACUAUAGAAUGGAUUUAAUAUGUUCACUACUGAUCUCUAGUAGUAGUCCAAUGUUAAGGCCACUUCAUAGGUCACAGUCACAGCUGUUUACCACAUAGGGCCAAUUAUGAUCCUGAUGUACAUUUGUAAUAUCACCGAUCUCAUUGAAUUGAAGAGAAAUGAUUUGACUCCAGUGCCCAUUCCCUGGUGGAAGAAUAAAGUCUAAUAGAAAUGUGUAAAUACAGUGAACUACUGUAAUAUAAGCAUUUCAAUACCACUGCCACAUUUCAAGUGCUAGGAUCUGUAUGUAGAGACGAACACCAGUGACAGAGAUUAGUGACUGGAUACAUACAAAUGUUGGAAUAUAAUAUUGAAUAUUUAUAAAUGAGAAUCUGUGUGUAAGAAUGUAUUUAAAUACUGAAUGUGUUUAAAAUAACAUGACAUAAUAAUGUGUGUUUUUAUGCUUUUUUCAUCAAGCAUACCAUAACCCAUAACGCACAGUCAAAAUCCAUUCAAAAAACACACACAGACACAAAACGUUUUGUUUGUAUUCUCAACAAACUUGUUUUCCCCUUUCAAACCAAUAUCGUAAUAUUGACACCAUCACAAUAACUUUGAUUCAGAAUAUCAUAAUUAUUAUCAUAAUCAUAAUAAUCUUUAUGCAUAUUUAAAUGAACCUUGUGUAACAUUAAGAUGAACAGGCACUACACCAGUUAGGAGAUAAAAUUACAUCACUAACUAUAAACAUACAUACGUCUGCUAAUACAGGGGUUUCACAACAUGAGCCGUUGCCCCAUUGUGUGCAUAAGGAAGAGAAAAAUCAACAUAAAAAACAUUUACAUAUACACCAUUUUUACUGCCUCAACGUAGUUAGGUUUAAUUUCCAACUCAACACAGUUGUACAGUUACAAUAGAAUAUAAUCCUUAAAUUACAUCAUCAUAUACAAAUCUGACAGCGUGGGGUAACAUCACGCUCUUAUAUGGUACAUUGACAAUUCCACUGCGAUGCAAUUCAAACGAUAUGGUACCUAUUACUUAAUAUGCUUUCCAUUGCUGUUAUUUUGUUGUAACACAUUUGCAUGUAUGACACUACAUUUUGUCUUAAUUGAUCACUUGCAUUUUUGUCCUUUUUUUUUCUCUUUACAAUUACACAACUCAUACACGCUGGAUGAUAAAGAUGUUUGUUUUCCCCAAAAAUAUCUACUCGAGGUGUGUGUGUGUGUGUGUAAAGGAUAUAAGAUCAUUCGAUGAUAUUAGUUAUUUUUGCUAGGCAGCUUACACUAAGACACAUAACUUGUGAGCAGGUGAUGUGUUCUCCCAACAGUGAAACCAAGACCUGGUGAAUUCUCAUCUGAAACCAUAACCUAAACACAUCUUGCCACUAUAUAAAUGUUCUAUGACAUAAAACUUGAGGUCUAACCUCAUGUCCAUGACCCAUGUUCUGUGCAAAGCAUUCUGCUCUCACAACAUUAUUGCAUGUCUGAUUUAGAUAGCCCACCAUUGGCAACAAUAUUUGCAUCGGACAUCUGAUAAGCUAGAUUUCUCAGCAAGUAACGUUACUGUAGUAUUUUCUGUAUAUACAGUAUAUGUAUUUAAAGCAGGGGCUGAGUUAGGUGUGUGCAUGUGAAGUAUACUACCAGGAGCAAUCUAAAGUAGAGUUAAUUACUGCUGACAAAUACAUUAUUUCUGAUAUACUGUAGUCACUGUGGUAUGCGCUCGUCUUCCCCCUGUGGACCACAUAUUAAAUGAUCAAAGAAAUACUGAGACAACAGGAAGCAGUUAGUUGUAUGACAGGGUUAUGUGAUAUGGGAGUUAUUGCAUGGAGAAAAUCAUUUUAUGCAUUUCAGAUUUCGGUCAUUCUGACCCGAGUUAAAUGCGCGUAAAUGGAACCUAAUUCCAUUUUUAUGCACUUUUCUCUCUUUGCAUAUUCUGACCUUGAACUUAAGCAUGAGAAUAUCAUGCUAUUCACCCGCUAUUCGUUCGGGGUAGAGAUCUAAGAAAUGAAGGUGUGUCUACAGAUACACCGUAUUCUGACCUUGACAUAAUUCCUUAAUAAUUCCACUACCUUUACGCGCGAGGAAACCAUGAAUAAUCUGUAGCGAACCUACCGGUUCCAAUUGGAAAAAGCAUUCUCCAUGCACUGUAAUUUAUAAAUAGAUAAUAGCUAUUGAUAAGAUCUAGGUAAAUGAGUAAUCCGUUUGGAGAAGGGGAUUGUAAAUACACAUAGAAAAUGUUUUAGAUAAUUUUUCCUUAUGAUCACUGGAGACGAAUGUGAAACCAGCCAUAUGGAAGCAAACUGAAAAUCAUAUCAACAUGACAUGUAUUGCUGCCUCUUUUCCACAGUGAAAUAGGCUAUAAAUAGCUGGGCCAUUAUUUACAAAUGUAAUUGUGUACCUAAUAAUUUGUGUGGAUGAAAUUUGGAGACCCAAGCUAUAGGCUUCUGUAGGGCUGAACUUGCCUAGUUGAUGAUGUAUGCACAUUAGAAUGUUUUAAUUAUAUACCCGGUAUUUUCUCCUUUUUAUUUUACAAUUUGUAUAAUGUUAAAUAUUAGCCAC